AUGAUACCAAUAACAUGCAAUGAGAAUCUCAUUGAAAAAUCAUCUAAUAACAUCGAUGAAGAUUCAUCAACUAAAAAUGCAUUAUCACAAAUGGUCGAAGCGUCAGCACAAAAAACAUCAACGUCCUUGAUAAAACGAUAUUUUCCACUUGGGUUUCGUGACGAAGCGUUAACAUUAAUUAAAAUUACUUUCCCAUUCGCAUUGGGAAAUGUUCUUGCUUCUUGGCUUCUCUCAUUUGUCUCACUUGCAUUUAUAGGUCAUGUACAUGGACAAAUAGCAUUAAAUGCUUCUGCUUUAGCUUUCUCUACUUAUAUCCUUAUUGCAAAUUCUUUAAUGCUUGGACUUAAUUUUGGUUGUGAUACUUUAUUACCACAAUGUUUCGGUGGAAAUAAACUUAAAAUGGGUUUAACUGUACAACGAGCUGUUAUUAUAACGGGAUAUUCGUGUUUAAUUUCUUGGACAUUGAUGCUUAAUGCGAAAUAUGUAUUAAAAUUAAUUGAGCAUGAUCAAGAAGUUGUUCGAAUAGCUGAUGCUUUUUUACGUUCAUUUAUUGUUGCUGUUCCAUUUGAUGGUUUAUCAAUGUUACUUCAAAAGUAUAUAGCAUCAAAUGAAAAAACAUGGCCUUUAUUAGUAAUUAAUCUGAUUGGCAAUGGUGUCAAUGGACUUUUAAAUUAUCUUUUCUUAUAUAAAUUUCAUUUGGGUGUACGUUCCGUACCUAUAUCAAUUACUAUUUCAUAUGGCAUAAUUGCAUUAUGUGCAUUUUUUUAUAUUCGAUUUUCAUCAAUCUAUAAUGAAACAUGGCAUCCAAUAAAUCGAGCAUGUUUAAAUGAAUGGAGUGUUUAUUUAAAAUUAUCAGUACCAGGUAUAUUAAUGGUUAUGACAGAAUUUUGGUCAAUUGAAUUAAGUAUAUUUUUUGCUGCUCAUCUUAGCAUUCGUUCAUUAUCAGCACAAGUAUGUGCUUAUCAAACAACAUGGCUAUUUUAUUUAGUAACAUCAUCAUUUGCUACAGCAGCUAAUAUACGUAUUGGGCAAUUUUUAGGUAGUGGAAAACCUCUGGAAGCAGCUAAUACAAAAAAUGUGACAUAUGCAGUUGGUGCGAUUAUUAUUCUUAUUAAUAUUUGUUUAAUUAUACUUUCUCAUUAUUGGUUUCCAUUGGCUUAUGAUACACAUGCUGAUGCAGUAACAUUAGCUCGACGUGUUCUUUUACUUAUUGCUCUUUGUCAAAUAUGGGAUGGAUAUAAUGUUAUUAAUACAGGCAUUGUUAAAGCUUGUGGAAAACAAAAACGUGGCGCUAUGAUUGCAUUCUUUGGUUUUUAUGUAUUCGGUAUUCCUAUUGCAGCUUUUUUAAUGUUUUAUGUUCGUAUUGAUAUAUAUGGAUUUUGGAUUGGUAUUAUAGCUGCUGAAACAGUGACUAAUACUCUUUUAUUUAUGUUUAUACAACGUUUCAAUUGGGAACGUCAUGCUAAAGCAGCACUUAUACGUAUUGACUUUAAUCCAAAUAAUACUGCAAUGGUUUCUACUAAUGAUGAAAAACCUGAUGAAAUAAAUUUAGAUUCAAAAAAUGAUACAUAUAAAAAUAGUACGAAGAAAUCAAUUCGAAUAAAAAUUUUUAUUUUAUUAUUAUUAAUUUUAUUUUUAAUAACGGGUAUUAUCACUUCAACAUUGAUACCAUUAUAG
Molecule: messenger RNA, 1677 nt
Organism: Rotaria sp. Silwood2
Lineage: Eukaryota; Metazoa; Rotifera; Eurotatoria; Philodinida; Philodinidae
Source: the annotation of a GenBank genome assembly